Messenger RNA from Vigna unguiculata (cowpea), 1287 nucleotides. RefSeq lists its product as uncharacterized. The record is from RefSeq and is a predicted model, not a curated record. NCBI's taxonomy places the organism in Eukaryota, Viridiplantae, Streptophyta, Magnoliopsida, Fabales, Fabaceae.
AUGGGAAAGUUACACAGCUAUGUUGCAGUACUUGCUGUGGCAUUUGUAAUAGUGAUAGGAGCAGCAGAAUGCAGAAAAAUAAAAGAAAAUGAGUUUGUUGACAAUUUUGGAGGUGGCUUAGGUGGUGGCGGAGGUGGCGGCUUAGGUUUAGGAAUUGGAGGUGGACACGGUGGUGGAUUAGGAGGAGGAAUUGGUGGUGGUGGCGGUGGUGCUGGUGGCGGCUUUGGAGGUGGAAAAGGUGGUGGUAUAGGAGGAGGAAUCGGAGGUGGGCACGGUGGUGGAGGAGGCAUUGGAGGAGGUGCUGGUGGUGGUUUUGGAGGUGGAAAAGGUGGUGGCGUGGGAGGAGGAGUUGGUGGUGGAGGAGGUGCAGGAGGAGGCAUUGGAGGAGGUGCAGGUGGAGGUGCUGGUGGUGGUUUUGGAGGUGGAAAAGGUGGUGGCGUGGGAGGAGGAGUUGGUGGUGGAGGAGGUGCAGGAGGAGGCAUUGGAGGAGGUGCAGGUGGAGGUGCUGGUGGUGGUUUUGGAGGUGGAAAAGGUGGUGGCGUGGGAGGAGGAGCUGGUGGUGGAGGAGGUGCAGGAGGAGGCAUUGGAGGAGGUGCAGGUGGAGGUGCUGGUGGUGGUUUUGGAGGUGGAAAAGGUGGUGGUGUGGGAGGAGGAGUUGGUGGUGGAGGAGGGGCAGGAGGAGGCGUUGGAGGUGGUGCAGGUGGAGGAGCUGGGGGUGGUUUUGGAGGUGGAAAAGGUGGUGGAGGAGGGGUAGGUGGAGGCAUUGGAGGUGGUGCAGGUGGAGGAGCUGGGGGUGGUGUAGGAGGAGGAGCAGGUGGAGGAGCUGGAGGUGGUGCAGGUGGAGGAGCUGGAGGUGGUCUAGGAGGAGGAGCAGGUGGAGGAGCUGGGGGUGGUCUAGGAGGAGGAGCAGGCGGAGGAGUUGGAGGUGGUGCAGGUGGAGGAGCUGGCGGUGGUAUAGGAGGAGGAGCAGGCGGAGGUCUAGGCGGAGGAGCUGGCGGUGGUCUAGGAGGAGGGGCAGGCGGAGGAGCUGGAGGUGGUGCAGGUGGAGGAGCUGGAGGUGGUCUAGGAGGAGGAGCAGGUGGAGGUGCUGGUGGUGGUUUUGGAGGUGGAAAAGGUGGUGGUGUAGGAGGAGGAGUUGGUGGAGGUGCCGGUGGAGGCGCGGGAGGAGGCUUUGGAGGUGGUGCUGGCGGUGGCAUUGGAGGUGGUGCUGGCGGUGGUGCCGGUGGUGGCUUUGGAGGUGGGGCUGGUGGUGGCGGCGGUGGUUUCGGUGGUGGUGGUGGCUUUUGA